CGACAACUAUAAAGCAUUAUGUGAAAGUUUCAGUGAAAAAAGUGCUUUUAAAGUGCAAGAAGCCGUCUGAAUAGUUGAUUUGUUUCUGUAGUUUGUUUUUGUUGGUAUACCCUUGACUUGACGCCAAGGGCAAGGUUUAAAAAGAUCUAUAAGCUAGUACGUGGGUUCUAUGCAGUAAGGGCGCGUUCCCACUUUUUAAUGAUCUCCUUCAUUUAGUAAAUGAACACACACAUUAAUUUUCUACAUUCUUGCCAGUUCUUUUCCAUAGAUCAAACUUUUUUAACCCAAUGCCUAAGUUGUAUGUGUAAACUAAAAUCUUUAGUUUUCAGCCUAGGCUAUGUGUUUACAGUUGGUUACCGAGCAGCUUUAUCUCAGAAAUUAAAGAAGCUGUUUAACAAAAUAUAGUUUAAUUUUUUGGUAUUACUCGAUUUAUGUAUCACGAUACGCACUUAAGACUGCAAAAGCCUCAAACUCGUCUAACAAUAAAAUAAUUGGCAUGCAACUUUACCAGACAAGUGUACAUAAACAUAGUCCAUACAAGCCGUUACAGUGUAUAGUCCGGGGCUAAUGGCUUCAUCACGGUUGACGGCAGAUGACCGCGCCUGAUUAUAUCUGCACCAGAGGAUGUUCACACCUAUUCCCGUUAACAUCCCACGCUUAGAUGCCCUAGGAAAUACAUAGAUCCUACGUAUCAAAGAUUUUGUAAAUCAGUUUUAUGUAGAUUUUACAUGAUAGAGUAAACGAUUCAAAGAAACUUUAAUAAAAAAUAAGUCCUCUUUGAGAAAAUUAUUUACAACUAAUUAAAACUAACUAUAACAGACCUAGUUAUUUACCUACGAUCGCUCGAUCCGGUACUGGGAGCGUGCUAAAGUGGGUUGGCAGUUUUGCCACACUUAAUUUUUCUUAAUCUGUCUUUGAUUUCUUCUUGAUUCACGGUAUCUGCUGCUCUAAGGUUUAUGCUGUUUAUUUCUUCGGGUACUCAAUUGCAUUUCACUUUUAUAUUCGUACCUAUUGCCCCCUUUCAGUCAAACAGAACUUAGUGUUUGAUAUAGAAAGCAACUCAUCAAAAUUUACUACGUACGAUUCGGGCGUAUUUCUUCCUGAAAUCGGCAACACCAUCAAAAUACUCUCCAAAACAUUUGACUACCACAAUUAUUACAAUAAGAAAUUGUCAAUAACUUUUCUCACAUUGGAAACAAACCGAGGAAGUUGAUAUAAUGGUGUUUUGUUAUAAAGUAAUAACAGAGAGCCCUCGCCGAGGCCUGUCUCCGAGGAAGAGGUCGCCAACAGCCUGCAGUAAUGUACCAAGUUCCAUAUCGCAGUUGAUUCGCGCAUACGACUAUGAGACGGACACGGAACUUCUGGACGCCAUCCCAGAGAGGGAAUGGCGUCUGCUGGCAGCUUUGGCGAAGAAGAGGGAGGAACAUGAGGAACGAGAAAAACUGGCCGUCCAGUUCCGCAAGCUGUGGCAGCGGGAGCAAGAAGAGAGGAAAAUGGUGGAAGCGGAAACCUCAGAGCAAUACAAGCGCUACAUCGUAGGAAAGCGACGGGAGGAGCAGAACCGGCUGGAGUUCAAGCAGCACCUCAAGUCUGUGGAGCAGCAGCUCAGGAGGCGAGAGCUCAUGGACACCAUCAGGAACAAAGAACAGCGCAGCGCCAACCUGUUAGCAAUGAUCGAUGACCAGAAGACAAGCUUCAUAAUAGACAAGGCUUUAGAGGACGAGGCGCGCGCGCAGCUGGCCGCCGACCGACGCACACGCAACAGCGAGGUGAAAGAGUUCAAGAAGCAUAUAGAACUGAUUGGCACGCAGAAACGCAGUGACGAGGCUAUGAGGAGACGAAAUGCUAUGUUGAAGGAUGCUUCUCAGCGAGUAGCAAUAAGCAACGCUCUCAACCACUGGGAGUCAGCAUUACUUCGUCAAGAGGUAAUAGCAAUGGAUGCCGCCAAGCGAGCGCACCACGCCGCUCACGCCGCGCUCACUGACGCACGAAGCGUCCGACUCCUGCGAGCCAAGGACGCCAGGCGACGCCGCGCGAGGAAACUAGCUUAUGUAACCGAGCAACUAAGAGAUGCUAUACGAUGUAGGGCCUACUGAGAUAGGCCCCCUAUUCUAAAGAUAAGUCUAUGUGAAAAGAAAAAGUUGAUAGGACCCACGUAUAGUGGAUUAAAAAGAAAACUUUAGGGAGUAGAACAAAAAUAAGUAGGUACCUAGGUGCCUAUAGUGGUUGCAAGAUUUUUUGGCACUUAGCAAAGCUGACCUUGGCUGGCGUAACCCUACAAAAAAUUAAAAAUUUUCGUAAUAAUACUGUAAAUUGUGAGUGCCAAAAGGUCUUGUACCAUUGUAGGUAUGUCUCUUUAUUUUUUUAAUUUAUCGCAAAGAUAUCUUAAGCUCCUCCUAAGAAGAUAGGUACAACUUUCAGUAAGUUUACCAACCUCUUUAGUAAGUACAAAAAAUAACAUCGUUGAUCACCGGUAUGUCUAUGGCACUAACAACAGCAUAAGAUUUCGCACGUUUGGUAGUUGAGAUUUCAACACAUAUUCACACAGCUUCCUUUAAAAUUAUAUACAAGUAAUUUAAUAAAAAAAAAAUACAAACAAAUUUUGAAAAAAUCUUGAUAAAUAUGACGAUUUGGAAAUCAGUUCCUUAAACAUAGGAUACGAUUUUGGUUGUCAAUUCAUCAUGUUAAAUACUUGUUUGUGAACUACCUCGUUAUAAUGUGACUGUAUCUAAUAAGUAUUUGUAGGUAAUAAAGUGAACGUAAUUUGUGCAGCGUAUUUUAAUCAAUAAUCACAAAUAAAUUAUUUACAUUUAAA
Helicoverpa zea (corn earworm) is the source of this 2815-nucleotide messenger RNA. RefSeq names its product troponin I-like. The transcript has 5 exons. NCBI's taxonomy places the organism in Eukaryota, Metazoa, Arthropoda, Insecta, Lepidoptera, Noctuidae. The coding region runs from base 1218 to 2096 and encodes 292 amino acids. The record is from RefSeq and is a predicted model, not a curated record.